Molecule: messenger RNA, 5493 nt
Organism: Acanthaster planci (crown-of-thorns starfish)
Lineage: Eukaryota; Metazoa; Echinodermata; Asteroidea; Valvatida; Acanthasteridae
Product: hephaestin-like protein
Biological process (GO): iron ion transport
Cellular component (GO): plasma membrane
Molecular function (GO): oxidoreductase activity; copper ion binding
Source: RefSeq, a predicted model, not a curated record
CUUCUUGUCUGUUUCCAGUCCUCCAUGGGACAGACAGCAAAACCGUUCAAACAUAAAAAUCCGCUAUUUUGAUUGCCCGUUGACGGGUGCCCUAGAGCCCUCUUGAUCCUCAGUAUGUAGCUAGCUGCUAAGUUAGUCCGCGACUCAGCCCCGGCCCUUCGUACUCCAAGCCUCACCCCGUCUCUGAUCUGACCUCACGCGCAAGCGCUGAUUGUGUAUUUGCGUAAUGUAAUCGCCAGAGGUAAGCUUGACAGUACAGCGCUGAACAGCCAAUUGUUCAUGUGAGCUGGCGCAUGGGUGGUGUAAGCCUUGUCGAACUUGUAGCCUAGCCUGUAGCUGAGUGUAUUUUUUUAAAUCAAUCGCACUUGCACUUUGCAACCGUGUGCAGCGUACACUGCUCUGUUGACACUGUCUCAUCGAGCAAGGAUCUAGCCCUACACGAUUUCUAGCAAGGGUUGCAACGAGAAUUUGACCCUGCUGUAUCAAGGAUUUUUGUUUUGUAUCAGUCUCUGUCUGUCAGUCUCUGAAGUUUGAUCAUCAGACAGCAUGCAGCGUUUGCACACCAUCAGGGCUGUGAUUGCGGGCCUGCUGUUAAUCGUUAGCGGUGUGAUCGUGUCUGCACAAGGAGGGUUGGGUAAUAACCAGUUGCGUGAAUAUUUCGUAGCUGCUGUGGAGAUCGAAUGGGACUAUGCCCCUUCAGGGAGAAAUCUCAUCAAGGAUACGGACAUACAGCAAGGAAGCUAUGAGGCAGACUUCCUUCUGAACGGCACUUAUCGCAUCGGACGGAAAUACAAAAAAGCAGUCUACAAGCAGUACACAGAUGACACCUACACUCAGGAGAUUCCUAAGCCAGAAUGGCUAGGAUUUCUGGGCCCUUUGCUCUAUGCAGAGGUUGGCGAUACCAUCUUUGUCCACUUCAAGAAUAUGGCCAGUCGGCCGUAUACAGUGCACCCUCAUGGCAUGAAAUAUGAAAAGGAUUCUGAGGGUGCAGUCUAUGAAGACAAGACGUCAGGAAAAGACAAAGCCGAUGAGAAUAUUAAACCUGGUGGGGAACACCGCUUCAAAUGGAAGGCCACACAAGCUGCUGGACCUGCUGACAAUGAUGAGAAUUGUAGGCCUUGGCCAUAUCACACCCACAUCUCCACCCCAGAGGGUACCAACACAGGCCUUAUCGGGGCACUUGUCAUCUGUAAAGAAGGGAUCCUGGAUGAGCAAGGGCGAAGAAAAGACGUUGAUAAGGAAUUUCUGCUGAUGUUCGCCAUCAUGGAUGAGAACCUAAGUUACCUCUUAAAUGAGAAUGUGGAAACCUACAUCGGCAGGACAGAUUUUGAUCAGGAAAGUGACGACUUUAUCCGUAGUAACAAAAUGGAUGGCAUCAACGGUUAUCUCUAUGGCAACCUGCCAGGCUUGGAGGUCUGCGUUGGAGACAAGGUUGACUGGCAUAUUAUGGCAUUUGGGACUGAGGCUGAUAUUCACACCAUCUAUUUCCAUGGCAACCUGUUGACGUUUCAAAGGCGUCGUCGGGACUCUCUUAGUCUUUCUCCAGCUGUUUUGAUGAGUGCCAUGAUGGAGGCUAAGAAUCCAGGAACUUGGCUAGUCACCUCUGCCUCGACCACUCAUUUCAAGGAUGGCGCACAGGCUUUAUACACUGUGUCAGAAUCUUGCGGGACACCAGGAGAAGCUGAGAUGCCAUCAGGUCAGCGUGAAUACUUUAUAGCAGCUGAAGAGAUUGAAUGGGACUAUGCACCUAACAGAACACACAGUGAUGGAACCAGCUUCAAUGAUAGUUCAAGCCAUUCCUACCCUUUCUUCACGAAGGAAGACAAUCGAAUCGGUGGGAAAUAUAGAAAAGCGAAAUUUGUUGGUUACACAGACAACACUUUCACCAUUCAAUCUUACGCUGAGCCUCACCUGGGCAUUCUGGGACCUGUCAUCCGGGGAGAGGUAGGGGACGUGAUCAGGGUGACCCUAAGGAACAGCUUGACCAAUCAGAACAUUAGCUUACAACCUCAUGGAGUACGCUACAACAAAUCUAACGAGGGCCAGGCUUACAACGAUGGCACAUCAGGUGCGGAUCACUUUGAUGAGACGGUCAUACCUGAAUCGUCCUACACUUACACAUGGACUAUACCAGAGUACGUCGGUCCUACCAACAUUGAUCAAGACUGCAUUACCUGGAUCUAUACAUCAGCCGUUGACCCUGAGGGUGAUGUGUUCGCUGGUCUGGUUGGACCGUUAUUGGUGUGCAAAAAGGGAAGUCUGAACACUACUACAGGCAAACAGCUUAGAGUAGAUCAGGAAUUCUUUCUCCUCUUUACGACGUUUGAUGAGAAUCUCAGCUGGUUGAUUGAUCAGAACAUUGCCACAUACUCAGCCAAUCCUGGAGCAGUUGACAAGAAUGAUGAGGUUUUUGUGACGUCCAAUCAGAUGGCUUCAAUUAACGGUUACUCCUACAACAAUCUUGUUGGUAUAACAAUGACUGUUGGAGAUCGUGUCUCCUGGCAUGUGAUGGCAGUCGGCAAGUACAGCGAUGAGCAUACUGUAGCUUUUGAGAGCCAGGUGGUCACUCACAACUCGGUUCGGAAAGUGGCGGUACCAGUCUUUCCUGGUGUAUCUGAGACAGUCAUCAUGGACGCAGAUGUUGUCGGACGUUUUCACAUUGAAUGUGAAACCAAUUCCCACUUAGUCAAAGGAAUGGAGGGGUCGUUUACAGUAACUCCCAAGGAGAAUGCUGUGUCCCCAGAUGUUGGAAAUGCUGUCCGGACAUUCUACAUAGGCAUUGUGGAGAGAUACUGGGACUUUGUUCCGGUGAAAUAUGAUCCGAUACGAAGCCAGAACUUGACCGAUCCAGAAAGCCCGGGAUAUGUUUUUGUGAACCAAGGAGAAACAUCCAUUGGUUCAAGGUAUAAGAAAGCCUUGUUCAGAGAGUUUACAGAUGAGAGCUUCAAAGUGGAAAAGAAUCGAACAGGCACUGAUGCACAUCUUGGGGUUCAGGGACCAUUGCUUCACAUGGAAGUCGGUGAGACAGUGGAAGUUGUUCUCAAGAACAUGGCAAGUCGACGGUACGCUUUGGAACCGCAUGGGGUUCUGGUGGUCGAAGAUUCCAUGGACAGUGAAGGGGGUGUUCAAGCUGGUGGAAACAAGACUUAUCGCUGGAAAGUUCCUGAACGCGCUGGACCAACUGCAGCAGACCCUAAUUGUGUGGUCUAUGCUUACUACUCCAACAUUGAUAAAGAGCGUGAUACUAACUCCGGCCUGGUUGGUCCGAUGGUUGUCUGUCGUCCGGACACGCUCGGUGAAGAUGGUCGCCGGCGAGAUGUGGACCAGGAGUUUGUGCUGCUCUUUACUGUCAUGGACGAGAACAAGAGCUGGUAUUUGGAUGAGAACAUCGCUAAGUUCUGCAGCAUGCCGAAUCUUGUGGACAAGGAAGAUGCUGGUUUUCAGGAGAGCAACCUGAUGCAUGGCAUAAAUGGUUUGCUGUACCACAACCUCCGUAACCUUGAAAUGUCCAAGGACGACACUGUGGAAUGGUACCUGAUUGGCCUUGGGGAUGAGGUUGACGUCCAUUCCGUCCACUUUCAUGGCCAGACGAUCACUUACCGGACAGCCAUGGUGAACAGGAUUGAUGUCUUUGAACUCUUUGCUGGUGUGUAUGGGUCAGUCCAGAUGCAUGCUGACAAUCCUGGUAGCUGGUUGUUACAUUGUCAUGUCAAUGAUCACAUUCUGGGAGGCAUGGAGACGUCUUACACAGUUAUUGGAGUGACAACUGAAAAGCCCCAGCCCCAACCAACCACACCAGCCUCCGCUUGCUGCAUUGCUAGCACACUUCUGAUUGUCAUCACAGGAUUCAUCAUGGCUUGGAAAUUCAAUUAGGAUGAAAGCAUCUAUUCCUGACUGAGGGCAGCAUACCAUUUUAGAGGCAGUAAGGAAGGCUUUUAGGCAUUUAGACUUAAAAAGUUGAAAGCACUAGGUCAGCAGUCGAUGAUUAGACUUUUCUUUUGUUACAGGCAUUAACUGAUAUGUUUUACAAACAGUAAAAUUUCUAGAAAGUACACCCUCAGUAUAAACAGUUUUAGGUUCAAAAUGCAUGUUAAUUUAAUGAAGUAUUUUUAUGAGUAUUUGGAAUAGUAUCUGUAAUGUAAUAUGUUGCUACAGGAAACUUUGAGCCUUUUGUAAUUAUUUUUUUACUUAUUACUGAUGAACGGUUUGCAAACCACCAGUAGGCAGUACCUGCCCAAAGUGUGACCUUGAAGAAAGGAACAGUGCUUGCUCUGGGCUGUGAUGUAGCAAGUGCCUAUGCCUUAUGCAGUGCAUCUUGGAGUAUUUAUAACUGACGCUUGUAGGUUUAGCCGACCCCAAGUUGGGAGAAGGCCAGGAAGAAGUCGUAGAUUUAGGGUUGUAAAAUUUGGCUUUGUAAUUGUUGCUAACUUUUACGAAGUUAAUUUGAUCUAAACAUUUUGGAUAUUGCUGCUGCGUAAACCAAUAAUUAAUAUGCAUAGACAUUUUGGAAAAUGGAAAUCUUAUAACAGAUGUUACAUGUGUAUUUCAGGAAGUGUUAGUGUUUUUAUUUGUAGUUAAACUUUUUUGUCAUAUUUCAUGGAUCAUGAGACAAGAAAAACCUAUUGUUUGUAGAUUGGUUUGCAGAAAUACUUCAUAUUAGGCCCAUGCGGCUUCAAAUGACUUCUUGUCUCAAUACACUGGACAGGCUCUGUGGUUUUGGGGCUCAGCUGGAAAGAGAAUUCCACCCUUGUUUCCUCAGAGUAAGUUAGUAACUAUAGUUUAACGAUCCAGAUAAAUUAGGCUAGGCCAUUGGAAUGUGGAGGCAGGGGUGUCCUGAGAAAUGAAAUCACCUUUGUCUUAGCAGUCCAGCAGGUCGGACAGAUUGCAUUUUGGGGUUCGUGGGAGUAGUUUGCAGUCAAUGUCCCUGUCUUUCCUGUCUGUGUAUGUGGCAAUAAUGGAAUAAUGAAUUGGAAUUCGUGUAGAUGUACUUAAAAAAAUCAUGUGCACUGGAAUAAUAUUUAAUCAAAUUUGUGUAUUUAUUGUUUUUGUAAAAUGUAUGUUGCUACCAUGGCAUCGCCAUAGUAACCCUACCCCCCCCCAAGAGGGAACCAAAACAGAUGGUGGACUCUACAUGUAUACUAAUAUUGGUACUGCAAAUGUUUAUUUGGAGAACACAGCCCCCCUCAACAUUCAUUGCAGUAACUUACCACUUUCAACUCGUUGGUUAAGUCCUCCCCUCCAAAAUACAAAUUCUGAGGGUGUCCAUGGUUAUUUCCCUGGUUUUUGCAUGUGUAUGUGUGAAUUUUUGUACUUUUAAAGUAAUCUUUUAAUGAUGUGUUUUAAUCUACACUUUAAUCUUUCAGUGGUUCCUUUAUAUUCAUAUUUUACAGUGCAUGUAACUGAAAAAAACUUAUUAGUUACACGCCAAAGUGUGACUAAGAAAAAAAUUUACAUUAAAAUGAAAAUUGUCUGCAAAUGGUGGAUGAUGACCUU